Molecule: messenger RNA, 920 nt
Organism: Poecilia latipinna (sailfin molly)
Lineage: Eukaryota; Metazoa; Chordata; Actinopteri; Cyprinodontiformes; Poeciliidae
Gene: zcchc10
Product: zinc finger, CCHC domain containing 10
Exons: 4
Coding region: 68-532 (154 amino acids)
Molecular function (GO): zinc ion binding; nucleic acid binding
Source: RefSeq, a predicted model, not a curated record
UCCAGUAGGCGCUGUUGCUGUUGUAGACUUUAAGGGUAGAAAAGAAGAAGAAGCUAAACCUGGCAACAUGGCGACUCCCAUGCACAGAAUAAUUGCGAGGAGACAAGCGGAGGCAAACAAACAACAUGUGCGAUGCCAGAAGUGCUUGGAGAUGGGACACUGGACAUAUGAGUGCACCGGGAAACGAAAAUAUUUGCACAGACCAUCAAGAACAGUUGAGAUGAAGAAGAAGCUGAAGGAAAAUGAAAACAAACCUCUCAGCAUCACAGGCAGACCAGGAGGAGAAAGCUCCAUUGAAAAGAAAAUCAAAAAGAAGGCAAAAGACUUGAGCAACGACAGCAGCAACGACUCAGACGACUCGUCCAGUGACUCAUCAGACAGCAGCGACUCCUCCAGCUCCUCUUCAGACAGCGACAGCUCUUCCUCAUCUUCUUCCUCCUCCUCCUCAUCGCCUUCAUCAGAGAGCUCAGACUCGGAAAGCAGCAGCGAUUCAGAUGAGGGACCUCCAAAAAAGAAGAAAAAGAAGAAAUAAACAUGUUGGGAAUUAAGGAGAAAUUUCUUGACAAUACUCGGUGUUUCAAAUAAAUUUUCUUUUUCUAAAAGCAAACCACAGCUGGUUGAAAAUUACAGCGGUGUGCUAAGGAGGGUGGGCUAGUCUUGAGCUUUGUUUCCCCUUGAGUUUUAAACGCUUUUCUGCUGUUACUUCUGCAGCUGAGACAUUUUCUAAUGUUUGUAUUUCUAGCAAGAAAAUAAACUUUAAAACCUGUCAAGAGGAACACACAAUUAUUCGAGUUCAUUUUUUUUUUUUUUUGUACUUAGUGUUUCCAGAUGAGCAGGUUCUGUACAACCUGUCAACCUGUUUGAAUAAACUUUAAGAUUAUAGUGUACGCUGAACAAAAUAAAUAUUCCUACUGUAAAAA